This is a messenger RNA of Lichtheimia ornata, 1977 nucleotides long. RefSeq lists its product as uncharacterized. The record is from RefSeq and is a predicted model, not a curated record. The transcript is spliced from 2 exons. NCBI's taxonomy places the organism in Eukaryota, Fungi, Mucoromycota, Mucoromycetes, Mucorales, Lichtheimiaceae. The coding region runs from base 1 to 1977 and encodes 658 amino acids. Gene Ontology annotation, molecular function: protein binding.
AUGGCAGAUUGGGAGGAUUCAUACAACCAACCCACCCUUACAGCUUCCUCUGAAAAGUAUGCAAAGCUUGUCCACGAUUCAACCACUCAACUGCACCAAUCUCUUGGACCGGUCCUAUCAGCCUUAGAUCGACGCGGCAUUGGGUUGACAAAGUGUGCCAACUUUGAUGCUGCGCUUCGCGAUGCCAAGCUGAUGCAACAGCUGUCGCCUUCUUCAGCACUUGGAUAUAUACGCGAAGCAGAUAUUUACAGUGAACAGGGGAAACAACGUCAAGUGAUCGAUAUCUGCAACAAGGGCCUGAGUAUGGCCGACACCAUGGAUGAGCAUUAUGAUGAAUUGAAACAAGCCAAAAUGGAUGCUGAGCAACACCAAAGUAAACGGAUCGACUUUAUCAGCCAACUACCAAACGACAUUGUUAUCACAACGCUCAUUCCUAUGUUUAUGGAUCGUUUUCCUCUGCGAUCGGAUAUACCAUGCUCCUAUUUGCAUGUAUCCAAUGUAUGGCGAGAUCGCGUUAUUCAAUGCUUCGAUGGCCUACGUUUUAUGGUUGGAUAUGAUCAUGAUUACGAUGCAGAUACUCUGUCACAAGUCAUUCAGUUUGCUCAGCAUACCAAGACAUUGUCCAUAACGCUGCAUGGCCAUGGAACAUGGCUAGGUGAUUUGCUGCGUGACAAUGACUUUUGCUCGUUAGGGCGGUUAUCCAUUGAACAUUGCAUGAAUGAUCAUAUUGGCCGCUUUGUAACAUCGUUGGAAUCGAUUAGCAAGACUUUGACGCAUUUGAGUAUGAUAUCGGGAAGCAGCCACUUGUCACCACCCAUAGCCACGAUACUGUUGACUUGCCCUCACCUCGUGUCCCUGGAACUUUCUCGGCCUCAUGUUGCUGAUCUCAGCUCUCUUCCCUUGACGACAUGGGCCAAUUUGAAGAAGCUGACUAUUGACGGAGCACAAGAGCCUAUUACAUGCGAGCAAGCCAUAGGGAUUUGGAGACGUUUUCCAUCACUCAAUCACCUUGGACUUAAUCCAUGCUCCGAUAUACAAUCAGCACUCAUUGUUUCCGAUUACCUUCCAUCCAUCAACAGCCUGGAGAUUUCUCCAACUAAUGCGGGCACUCAUAUCGUGUUCAUGAAUCACGGGCCACCCUGUGAGACGCCUAGUAUUACAAAGAUUUCAAUGGAAAGCGUUGGACGGUUGAAUGUUGAUACUUUUGUGGAUAUCGGCUUAUUAUUAAAGCAGCAUCGGAUGACACUUGAGGACUUUGAAUGGGAUGUGGGUGAUACGAGAGACAACAGCGAUAUUUACGACAUUCAAUACCCACGCCUAAAGAAGCUUACUCUCUAUAAUUCUGGAUGGUGGAUACCGCCCAACGCACCAUUACUCGAGGAAUUGACAAUGACAUGGCAAGUAAUCAACGACCAUCCUGCUGUGCUCAACACGAUACCACCCAAUUUGAAAAAGCUAGUUUUGGAUCUUAAAAAAGGACGCAAUGCUGUCAUUGUGUCAGCCACCAAACGAUAUCUCCUUGGCUUUGCUCAGCAUUCCCAUCUUCACGAGCUUAUUAUAAGGUCCCGCAUCGUGGAAAGCAUUAGCAAUAUGAUGGAUGGUACCUACCGCCUUAAUCAGCUUCAGCGAUUGGCGAUCCACAUUAUCAAACCGUCGGAUUCGUAUCCAAAGGAAUUAGUUAUUGACCAACUUGCAAGAGGAUGUCCCAAUUUAACCUGCCUUGAGAUCAAUUGCAAAAAUGGAGUAUCCACCCCAUCAAUCAAUGCUUUGAAACAACUUGGAAAUUUGAAAAAGUGCUCAUUCUCAAUCGAUCGCAGCAAUGAAGAUGGCAUUUGGCAAGCACUUGAAACGUUUACACAGCUCCAAGGGAUCCGUAUCUACCCUGUAAUCCCAUCCAACCUUGCUGGCAUUAGGCAUCUCAAGGAAAAACGACCUGACAUGACCACUUUUCUCGACCAUGUAUUCACGCCCUUCUGA